Messenger RNA from Sphaerodactylus townsendi, 930 nucleotides. RefSeq names its product olfactory receptor 9G4-like. Lineage: Eukaryota; Metazoa; Chordata; Lepidosauria; Squamata; Sphaerodactylidae. The transcript has 2 exons. The record is from RefSeq and is a predicted model, not a curated record. Gene Ontology annotation, cellular component: membrane. Gene Ontology annotation, biological process: G protein-coupled receptor signaling pathway; sensory perception of smell. Gene Ontology annotation, molecular function: G protein-coupled receptor activity; odorant binding; olfactory receptor activity. The coding region runs from base 1 to 930 and encodes 309 amino acids.
AUGGAAGUCAACCACACUCUUGUUACCAAUUUUGUUUUGGUGGGUUUCACAACAGAUCCAAUCCUGCGCCUGGUCUUUUUUGUGCUAUUCUUGGUCUCAUACACUCUCACCCUGACUGGGAACCUGGGUCUCAUGGCUCUGAUCUACCUUGAUUCCCGCUUGCACACACCCAUGUACUUUUUUGUGGGCAGCCUUUCCUUUCUGGAUGUCUGGUACUCCUCAGUGUACACUCCCCGGAUCCUGUCUGACUGUGUGUCUGGGAACAAUGUCAUGUCUCUUGCUGGCUGUGCAGCCCAGUUCUUCUUCUCUGCUGGCCUGGCCUACAGCGAGUGCUUCCUAUUGGCUGCCAUGGCAUAUGACCGUUAUGUGGCCAUCUGCAACCCACUACUCUAUGCCACUGCCAUGCCCAAGAAGGUCUGCAUCCAACUGGUUGUUGCUUCUUAUGUAGCUGGCUUUGUCGAUGCCAUCAUACACACAGGCAACACCUUCCGCCUUCGCUUCUGUGGGGACAACACCAUCGACCAUUUCCUUUGUGAUGCACCACCACUUGUGAAGAUGGCCUGUGGUGAUACUCGAGUUUAUGAACUUAUCCUGACUUCUGUCACUGGUUGCAAUGUGUUGGCAACUAGUGCUCUCAUCCUGGGUUCCUACAUUGGGAUUGUGGCAGCCAUCAUACGCAUCCGCUCUGCUGCUGGGAGGCGCAAGGCCUUUUCUACUUGCUCUGCUCAUCUAAUCUCUGUCUCCUUGUUCUAUGGUUCCAUCCUCUUGAUGUAUUCCCGACCCAGCUCCCAGCAUACUCCAACCUGGGACAAAGUAAAUGCUUUGUUCUAUACCGUAGUCAACCCUCUUGUCAACCCCAUGAUUUACAGCUUGCGCAAUAAAGAUGUGAAGGCGGCCUUCAAGAAAGUGGUCCAGACUGUACAACAAUAA